AUGGCUCCACGCAGCAAGAGGAACCGCGCGAGCAUUGCAAAUCUUCAAUGCAGAUGUCAAGAGCCGGGUCUACACAAGGGAAACAAAGAGAACCGGAACUUGAACACUCCCCUUGUCUUUAUGUGGGCCUCAACUGACAUAUGUGCUGGAGCUGGAGAUGAAACAGAUAUCAGAGAUACUAGCUUGCCAACUCACACAUCACCUGUGUCUUGUGUCCUUGCUGAUAUGGAAAUUUGCUCGAAUGUUGAAAGAACUGUGCCACUUGCUCCUACCAACUUUGAAUCAGUGAAUAUGAUCAUUGAUGACGACUCAGAGAGGACAUCACUUCCAACAUCUCACAAUGAGUCCAAUCCACCACAUCUUCCCAACCGCUACUCAGCAUUCAUGUCAGAUUGCCCUGAUGAUGAUGAUACUUACCUAGAUCAUGAGUCCGUCAGGUCUCUUGCUGAUGAUCUCAGUUGUGUAGAUGGCAAUUUCGGUGACAGCGAUCAACAUGAUGAAUCAGCUGAAUCCAGUUGGCAGGAUCUGGAGGCAGGCAAAAAAGAUGUCGAAUACACCACCAGCGCUGCAUGUCAAUACCGAGCUCUUAUCCAUGUGGCCCCCACUCUUCCUGUUGCGGAAAAAGCACUCGAUGAUCUAAAGCUCAUCUUGAAGCCGUUGCGGAAGAAUGGAGUGGGACAGAUAUGGGUAGACUUGCCUUUCUUGCUCUGGGAGUGCCUAGAGCAGAUCAAAACAUUUUUGGGAAUGUUUAUCAGCAAGUUGAAGAAGGCGGAUAUGCUCAGAAAGGGGUCCUCACCUCAGUGGAUGGCAGCAUCAUUGGCAACAGCUAAUGUGCAUCAGAAAGGCAUAUAUUAUGCACGCCAACUACAUGCAUGGGCCAAGGCAUUUAUCAUGGACAGUGAUGAUCUCCCUUUCAACUGA
Messenger RNA from Suillus paluster, 921 nucleotides. RefSeq lists its product as uncharacterized. Bases 1 to 921 code for a protein of 306 amino acids. Lineage: Eukaryota; Fungi; Basidiomycota; Agaricomycetes; Boletales; Suillaceae. The transcript is spliced from 2 exons. The record is from RefSeq and is a predicted model, not a curated record.